Pelmatolapia mariae (spotted tilapia) is the source of this 2315-nucleotide messenger RNA. It is a transcript of the gene heca, whose product is annotated as hdc homolog, cell cycle regulator. The transcript is spliced from 5 exons. Bases 268 to 1965 code for a protein of 565 amino acids. The record is from RefSeq and is a predicted model, not a curated record. NCBI's taxonomy places the organism in Eukaryota, Metazoa, Chordata, Actinopteri, Cichliformes, Cichlidae.
AACAGCAGAGCAGGAAUCAAAACAAGAGACGGACACGCCUUCGCUCCUAAAGGUUAUACCAGCUUAUUUCUUAGACCUGCUGCACUAAAUUCAACCCGCCGUGCAAGAAGAGGCCCAAAAGCAUCACCACAAAGAGAAAAGCCCGCAUUAAAAACAAAGCACUGCAAGGGUCCACUGCAGAAAUGGAGUCCACAGAAAUGUCAGACAGCGCUGACAGGAGCCGUUGAUAGAGGUCGAAAAUAACACUUGACACCCGAAUCCUGUAAAAUGCCCAACCAGAAGAGCAGCAAGGGAAAGAAAAGCAAACGCACGAACAGUAGCGGAGAUGAGCAGGAAAAUGGAGCCUGUGCGGCCGCAACAGGAGGCGCGGCCGCGGCGGCUGCACCCAGGAGCGAGCGCUCAAGUGAGGUCCAGUGUGCAACCCCUCUCGGCUGCAGCCUGAGCCGUGCCAUUGAUCUGGAGAAGGACGACUGCCAGAGGGUUGUUUGCAACAGCGAGCUCUGCCCUUAUGGCAACUGGAUGCAUCUACAGUGUUUCUACGAGUGGGAGAGCUCCAUCCUUGUCCAGUUCAACUGCAUCGGCCGUGCGCGGUCCUGGAAUGAGAAGCAAUGCAGACAAAACAUGUGGACCAAGAAAGGCUACGACCUGGCCUUCAGGUUCUGCUCCUGCCGCUGUGGCCAGGGUCACCUGAAGAAGGACACCGACUGGUACCAGGUGAAACGCAUGCAGGAUGAGCGUAAGAAGAAGUCGUCGGAAAGGAGCUCAGGCAGGACUGGAGCCAGCGGAGGGGCUUCAGGGUCCGGGGAUGGGUUUUUUGAGGAGCCCAAGAAAAGCAAACCACUUGGAGGAGCUGUAGGAGGAGCCAAACUAGCUAAUAGGGCCUCUAGUCAGGAGAUGCCUCGUAGACAAUCAGUUGAUCGACAGAACUCCACAGAGAGAGGUGGAGCAGCAGGAGGAGGGGGAGGAGGAGGAUAUGCAAUAGGAGGGCCUUUACCUUUGGGGCCUCCUCAGAAAUCUCCAUGUGACUCCCCGGGACAGUCUCCUCCUACUGGCUUCACCUUCUCCCCCACUGCUGUUCUCGGAUCGGGAGGUGGGGGAACAGGUAUGCGGGGUUCCCGUCAGCUGGGAGAGUUCUUCAAAUCAGCCGUCCACAUGGACGCACAGAGGAAACACCUGCUGGUUGGGGGAUCUCUUGGUCGGAGCGGAGGCUGCUCCCUGGGAGCCUCUGGCGGUGCAGCUGGUGCUCCUCACUUAGAUGCAGGGUCUGUCCUGCCACUACAACUAUCCUUUACCCUCCCGCUUCAUCACCGGCUCACCUCUGGCAGUGUGGGUGAUGGUAGCCACCCUCACCCGGUGCAGUUCCUGAGGAGGCUGGACCUCUCGGAACUCCUCACCCACAUCCCGCGCCACAAGCUCAACACCUACCACGUCCGCAUGGAAGAUGAUGCCCAGGCAGGCCAGGGAGAGGAGCUGCGCAGGUUCAUCCUGUCAGCUCUCAGUGCGAGCCAGAGAAACGUGGUCAACUGUGCACUGUGCCACCGGGCGCUGCCUGUAUUUGAGCAGUUUCCUUUGGUGGAUGGGACGCUGUUCCUCAGCCCUUCACGCCAUGAUGAGAUUGAGUACGAUGUGCCGUGCCACCUUCAAGGCCGGCUGAUGCACCUCUAUGCCAUCUGUGUGGACUGUCUAGAGGGCGUCCACAAGAUUGUCUGCAUCAAGUGCAAGUCACGCUGGGAUGGGAGCUGGCACCAGCUGGGCACCAUGUAUACCUACGACAUACUGGCUGCUUCACCGUGUUGCCAGGCCCGUCUCAACUGUAAGCACUGCGGGAAACCGGUGGUGGACGUUCGAGUAGGGAUGCAGUAUUUCUCCGAGUACAGCAACGUCCAGCAGUGCCCCCACUGCGGCAACCUGGACUAUCACUUUGUUAAACCUUUCUCCUCCUACAAAGUUCUUGAGGCUUAUUGACAAAUGUUGCUCUUGCAUGCUAGUUGAGCUGCUUUUUGUUUGUUUGUUUUUUUCUAACACAAUCUAGGAAAGAUUUUAUUUUUUGGGGCCUUAAGGAGGCUUUUAAGUUCUCUCUCUUUUGAUUUCAUGAUUUCAGUUUUUUUUAAAUGUAUAGGAAAUGUAUGAUUCUAGUUAGAGAAAAGUUCCAUGACAGUAUCUCUGCGGUUAGAGAUAAGUGUUGAUAAAAGUGCUGCACUGACAUUUAAGUCAAGCAAACACAUUUAUCCGUGACGAGUGAAUGUAUCUGUAUGCCAAAUUUACUUUUAUUUUUUACCAAAAACAAUCUUGAAUAAAGCUGAGAGAGAUAGACA